Dendrobium catenatum is the source of this 1114-nucleotide messenger RNA. Its product is annotated as binding partner of ACD11 1. The transcript has 6 exons. The record is from RefSeq and is a predicted model, not a curated record. NCBI's taxonomy places the organism in Eukaryota, Viridiplantae, Streptophyta, Magnoliopsida, Asparagales, Orchidaceae. Gene Ontology annotation, molecular function: RNA binding. The coding region runs from base 159 to 890 and encodes 243 amino acids.
CUAUUUCAAGUUGGCCGACACGGACCCAUCUGAAUUGUACCCGAGCUCAUCACAUGCUUCGAUCAUCCUGUCUGUAUUUUUAACGUGACGAAGCGGGUGAUAACACUAAGAAAUCCCUCGCUGAAGCUUAGGCAACCGACGCCAAGGGUUUAGGAUUCAUGAGUGAGAAUCUUUAUAUAGUUGAAGUAUAUAACCUUUCACCAAAUGCAACCGAGAGAGAUCUUUAUGACUUCUUCUCUUUUUCUGGUGUUAUUGAGCACAUAGAGAUUAUCAGAUCAGGAGAUUAUGGUUCUACGGGGUAUGUAACAUUUAAAGAACCUCAUGCCUUGGAAACUGCAGUUUUGCUCAGUGGUGCAACCAUAAUAGAUCAACAAGUGUGCAUAGCUCGCUGGGGGCACCAUGAAGAAUCUUCGAGCUUUUGGGACCAGCAUUCAUGGAGAGUGGAUGAUAAUGAGACAAUGCAGGCACAUGAGGAUCACUUCACCACCACACCAAGAGAGGCCAUAAGCAUGGCACAAGAGGUGGUGAAGACAAUGAUAGCAAAAGGAUAUGUCCUCGGCAAAGAUGCCUUGUCCAAGGCAAAGGCCUACGACGAAUCCUACCAAGUCUCUGCCACCGCUGCAUCCAAGGUUGCUGACAUGAGCAGAAGGAUUGGUCUCACUGAUAAGAUAAAUGCUGGAGUGGACGCCAUUUGCUCAAUUGAUGAGAGAUAUCACGUAAUGGACACAACAAAGACUGUGUUAUCUGCAACUGGAAGAACUGCAGCUGCUGUCGGUAACUCCAUUGUUAACAGUAGCUACUUCUCUGCUGGAGCUCUCUUGGUUUCUGAUGCUCUCAGCAGAGCUGCUAAGGCUGCAGCAGAUCUCAGCGAAAGGGGUGCUAGACAUUGAAGCCUUUUAUAAAUAGUAAGUGUUUAUUGAAUAAUACAUGUAGAUAAUGUGUUAAAUGCUGUAGAAGCUUUUGUUAUGGACCUUAAUAAAUGAAGGCAUGAUUUAUAGAAAUAGCCCCUGUUAAAGCCACAUUUUGCUUCUUAAAUUUGUCAAGAAACUAUGUUGUUUGGAUUUGGUUUUUGUGUUUGUAAUUACUGAAUUUUAACUUUUAUUUUCACCUGCAA